AUGGCCCGGGAGAACGGCGAGAGCAGCUCCUCCUGGAAAAAGCAAGCUGAAGACAUCAAGAAAAUUUUCGAGUUCAAGGAGACCCUCGGAACCGGGGCAUUCUCGGAGGUGGUUUUAGCUGAAGAGAAGGCAACUGGAAAACUCUUUGCUGUCAAGUGCAUCCCGAAGAAGGCACUGAAGGGCAAAGAAAGCAGCAUCGAGAAUGAGAUCGCUGUGCUGAGAAAGAUUAAACAUGAAAACAUCGUUGCCCUGGAAGAUAUUUAUGAAAGCCCCAAUCACUUGUACUUGGUCAUGCAACUUGUAUCUGGUGGAGAGCUGUUUGAUCGGAUAGUGGAGAAGGGGUUUUACACAGAGAAAGAUGCCAGCACCUUGAUCCGCCAGGUCUUGGAUGCAGUGUACUAUCUCCACAGGAUGGGCAUCGUCCACAGGGACCUCAAGCCUGAAAAUCUCUUGUACUACAGUCAAGAUGAGGAGUCAAAAAUAAUGAUCAGUGACUUUGGAUUGUCAAAGAUGGAGGGUAAAGGAGAUGUGAUGUCCACGGCCUGUGGGACCCCAGGCUACGUGGCUCCUGAGGUCCUCGCCCAGAAACCCUACAGCAAAGCUGUUGACUGCUGGUCCAUUGGAGUGAUUGCCUACAUUUUACUCUGUGGCUACCCUCCUUUUUAUGAUGAAAAUGACUCCAAACUCUUUGAGCAGAUCCUCAAGGCAGAAUACGAGUUUGACUCCCCCUACUGGGAUGACAUCUCUGACUCUGCUAAAGAUUUCAUUCGGAAUCUGAUGGAGAAGGAUCCAAAUAAAAGAUACACAUGUGAGCAGGCAGCACGGCACCCAUGGAUCGCUGGUGACACGGCUCUCAGCAAAAACAUCCACGAGUCCGUCAGUGCCCAGAUCCGGAAGAACUUUGCAAAAAGCAAAUGGAGACAAGCAUUUAACGCCACAGCCGUCGUGAGGCAUAUGAGAAAGCUACAUCUUGGCAGCAGCCUGGACAGUUCAAAUGCAAGUGUUUCCAGCAGCCUCAGUUUGGCCAGUCAAAAAGAUUGCCUGGCAUCCUCCACCCUCUGUAGUUUCAUUUCCUCCUCGUCUGGGGUCUCAGGAGUUGGAGCUGAGCGGAGACCAAGGCCCACCACUGUGACUACAGUGCAUACUGGCAGCAAGUGA
Messenger RNA from Elephantulus edwardii (Cape elephant shrew), 1158 nucleotides. It is a transcript of the gene CAMK1D, whose product is annotated as calcium/calmodulin-dependent protein kinase ID. The record is from RefSeq and is a predicted model, not a curated record. Lineage: Eukaryota; Metazoa; Chordata; Mammalia; Macroscelidea; Macroscelididae. Bases 1 to 1158 code for a protein of 385 amino acids. The transcript has 11 exons. Gene Ontology annotation, cellular component: intracellular anatomical structure. Gene Ontology annotation, molecular function: ATP binding; calcium/calmodulin-dependent protein kinase activity; calmodulin binding. Gene Ontology annotation, biological process: peptidyl-serine phosphorylation.